AUGUCACAUUCAGGUUUUCAUUAUGGGCUGAAUUUAAUGAAAAAGCCCAAUCAAGGGAACAAAAAUGCUAGAAUAAACUUUAUGGAAGAGGAAGAAGAUUCUUCUGACGAAGAAGCUGUGCAGCCUUCCACUUUUCAGGCUGUUCAAGCGGUUCCAGUAGAGAAGCCUGAAAGGAAAGAAACUACAGAGAGCGAUGCUUCAGUUUAUGGUUACGAUGAAUAUUAUGAUUCUAUGAAGAGUGCUGAGCGAGAACAACAGGAAUUAAGAAGGGAGGAAGCACAAGAGCGACGCCCAAAAUAUAUGGAAAAGCUUAUUGAAUCAGCUAAAACUAGAAAAAGAGAUAUGUUGAUUGCUCGUGAGCGAGCGCUGCAAAAACAACGAGAGUCAGAAGGUAAUGAUGGGUCUGAAAAGUUCGUCACAGGCAGUUAUAAGUUGCACCGUGAAGAAAUGGAAAAAGAAAUUGAGGAUAAGAGAAGAGAAGAGGAGGAGUUACAAGCUAAAAAUUCCCGUGGUGGUGGUAUGAAAGACUUUUAUGCUAGUAUGCUCGAGCAACAAGAGAAGGAGCAUGAAAAAGCAAUGCAAAGCACUGCAUCACAAACCUCCAGCCAGCAACAGAAUAUUAGCGAAGAGAAAUCCAACAAAGCUUCUUUGUUGGAGACUCAAAAGGCGGAUAAAUCUCUUGAAUUGAACGACAAUAAUGAAAUUAUUGAUCAGAGGCAUGUACUUUCAGCCGGUUUGAAUAUCCCAAAACCUCCGACUACGAAAUCGUCUUUACCAGCGUCUCGUGUCCCUACUGAUGGGCCACGUCGAAAUCAAGGGGCUUUUGAAUAUGAACCAAGAAAGAGCAGACAUAAUCUUAAAGGAUCGAAAGAUAUUUACUCUUUGGAGCAAGUUGGAGAACAAAAACGAAAGUACGAGGAGGAACAAAAGUUAAAGAAGGAAAAAGAAGAAGAAAAGCGAAGAGAAAUUGCAUUGAAAUCUCAUACGCCAAAGACAACGAGCCAAGAUCAAGUUUUGUCUGCCCGCGAGAGAUAUUUAAAAAGAAAACGCGAAGCUGCCAAAUCAGAAGGCGAUUCAUAA
Schizosaccharomyces osmophilus is the source of this 1080-nucleotide messenger RNA. Its product is annotated as splicing protein, NSRP1-like protein. Bases 1 to 1080 code for a protein of 359 amino acids. Gene Ontology annotation, biological process: regulation of alternative mRNA splicing, via spliceosome. Lineage: Eukaryota; Fungi; Ascomycota; Schizosaccharomycetes; Schizosaccharomycetales; Schizosaccharomycetaceae. The transcript has 2 exons. The record is from RefSeq and is a predicted model, not a curated record.